This is a messenger RNA of Mytilus californianus (California mussel), 1784 nucleotides long. RefSeq names its product dihydrolipoyllysine-residue succinyltransferase component of 2-oxoglutarate dehydrogenase complex, mitochondrial-like. Gene Ontology annotation, biological process: tricarboxylic acid cycle. Gene Ontology annotation, cellular component: oxoglutarate dehydrogenase complex. Gene Ontology annotation, molecular function: dihydrolipoyllysine-residue succinyltransferase activity. The coding region runs from base 31 to 1446 and encodes 471 amino acids. NCBI's taxonomy places the organism in Eukaryota, Metazoa, Mollusca, Bivalvia, Mytilida, Mytilidae. The transcript is spliced from 13 exons. The record is from RefSeq and is a predicted model, not a curated record.
GGACGCAUGCGUAGUUGGUAAAUCUGUUCAAUGGCUCUGCUGCUUUUUCAGCGGUGUUUACCGCGACUUUCAUCACGAUUUUCGACCCAAAAUGUCAAGUAUAUUGCAACAGAGACAAGCCAGAGUUUAAGAGUAAAGAGUCAUAUCUGCUGUUUAUCGCAAUGUAACAAGACUACAGACCUUUUAAAUGUUGACAAAAUAUCAAAGUCAUGUUGCAACCACAGUCAGUUUAUUUUUACCAGAAAAUUCCAUGUGUCUAAUUGUUACUAUAAUGAAGUUGUGGUAGUAAAUACACCUAGUUUUGCUGACUCUAUAUCUGAUGGAGAUGUUAAACUUGAAAAAGCGGUUGGUGACUUUGUAAAGGAAGAUGAUGUCGUAUGUGAAAUAGAAACAGAUAAGACUUCUGUACCAGUUCCAUCCCCUAAAAGUGGAAUAGUAGAAGAAUACUUAGUUGAAGAUGGACAAACUGUAACAGCAGGGACACCUCUUUUUAAAUUAAAAAUAACAGAUGCUGCUGUUGAUUCAGCACCAAAAUCAGCUCCUGCUGCAGAAACUCCAUCACCUACACAACAGCCCCCUCAACCACCAAAAGCAGAGGCAGCUCCUGCAUCAUCAACAAGUGGUCCCAUACCAACUGCACCUCCACCAGCCCCUCCCCUCCCUAAAGAACCAAUUAGUACUAAACCCUUGGAUUCUAUUAAACCAAAGUCUGCACCUGCAUCCCAGAAUGUUCCACUUUCAGGAUCUAGAUCGGAAACAAAAGUUAACAUGUCUAGAAUACGACAGAGAACUGCUCAAAGGCUAAAACAAGCACAGAAUGAAUGUGCUAUGUUAACAACAUUUAAUGAAAUAGAUAUGAGUAAUAUAAUAGACCUGAGAAAGCAGUAUAAAGAAACCUUUCUAAAGAAAUUUGGACUUAAACUAGGAUUCAUGUCAGCUUUUGUGAAAGCAUCAGCUUAUGCUCUAACUGAUCAACCCGUUGUAAAUGCUGUGAUAGACAAUAAAGAAAUUUCAUAUAGAGACUACAUUGACAUUUCUGUAGCAGUAUCAACGCCAAAGGGUUUAGUGGUGCCUGUUAUACGAAGUGUAGAAAAUAUGAAUUAUGCAGAUAUAGAAAAAGAAAUAGCAUCAUUAGGUGAAAAGGCAAGGACAGGAAGUUUAGCAAUAGAAGAUAUGGAAGGUGGAACAUUUACAAUAAGUAAUGGUGGUGUAUUUGGUUCUUUGUUUGGAACACCUAUAAUUAAUCCACCACAAUCAGCUAUUUUAGGAAUGCAUGCUGUAAAUGAUAAACCUGUAGCAAUUAAUGGAAAGGUUGAAAUUCGACCGAUAAUGGUUGUAGCCUUGACUUAUGAUCAUCGACUCAUUGAUGGCAGAGAAGCUGUUACUUUCCUGAAGAAAAUCAAAUCAGCAGUUGAAGAUCCCAGAGUUAUAUUGUUAGACUUAUAGUAUAAACAUUAAAUUAUAUAUUUUUAUUUAUUAAAUGAUUAAGGAAUUAGCUACUUGAUGUGGUGCAUAUAUAAUUUGAAAACUAAAUCUUCUUUAAUGAAAACAGAUCUGAAAAUGUUGGACAUGUUUAUUAUUAAAAGAAAAACAGGUAUAUAUUAGAUAUCAGGAAAACAUUUAUGCAUUUGUAAUUCUUUUAACAUUAAUUGGCGAAUUGGCAUUGUCACUUAUCUGAUCAACAAGACUUCAUAGUUAUUAUGUAAAAUGGAAAUGUUUCUGUUCUACUGUCCAAUUGAGUUUUGUAAAAAAAAAAUAGUAUUAAAGAUAUAUGCUUUGUUGUA